GUUUACGACAGUGUGGUACGUUUACGGCCUCUCGUGUUAAUUGCACUGACAGAGGUAAACAAGCGUCAAGUCUGUGUGGAUUUCGGCUCCUAAAGAGGAAAUAUCACCCAGCUAAUGACAAUGCUUCUCCAAAGUCGAGCUGUGUUUGCCCUUGGCCUUCGCAUGUGCUCUACUCAUGUGACAAAAGGACCUUUGAUAGAGACAGCAAGACCCAAUUCAGACAUGUCUGAAUUCCGCAAGGACUUUUCCAAAGCAAAGCACAUAGUUAUCAUCACGGGCGCAGGUGUGAGUGCGGAGAGUGGAGUCCCAACUUUCAGGGGAGAAAAUGAGAAGUGGAGGAAGUGGCAGUCUCAGGACCUGGCUACUCCAGAGGCCUUCUCACGCACCCCGUCUCGAGUCUGGGAGUUCUACCAUUACAGAAGGGAGCUGGCGCUGAACAAGAAGCCCAGUGCUGCCCAUCAGGCUAUAGCAGAGUGCGAAGCCAGGUUGAGGAAGCAGGGACGCUCCGUGGUUGUCAUCACCCAGUGCACAGAUGACCUUCACCGACAGGCUGGGUCCAAACACGUGCUCAAGAUUCAUGGCAGUCUGAUGGAGACGCGCUGUGUGAGUUGUGGAAAUGUUACUCUGAACAAGCGUAGCCCCAUAUGUGCCGCCCUAAAGGACAAAGGUUCACCUGACCCAGAUGUUGCUGAUGCCCAGAUUCCAGUGGAUAAACUGCCAAGGUGUGACGAAAGUGACUGCCAUGGUCUUCUAAGGCCCAACGUUGUGUUUUUUGGAGAAACUCUGGACUCUCAUGUCCUGACCAAAGUGGAAAAAGAGAUGGAAAUCUGUGAUCUCUGUCUGGUGGUGGGCACAUCUUCAAUCGUUUACCCAGCAGCCAUGUUUGGCCCGCGGGUUGCAUCCAGAGGCGUUCCAGUGGCAGAGUUCAACACACAAACAACGCCGAAAUCCCAGUACUUCACGUACCAUUUCCAGGGACCAUGUGGAACCACACUGCCUCCAGCUUUGGCACGAGACGAGUCAGAGGUUAUUUACUGACUUUACAGACAGCAGUCAGUGGCUUCUUCUAUAGUCAAAUGCAAUCUAAAGCUGUGGGGUUUCACAGCAUUUCUCUAAAUCUUUGCCUUAAUAUCACUCUAGCUGUUAAUGCUUAGUAGAGGGAGAACUGUAAAUAAUUAAGCAUUUUAAGACUUUGAGAUGGAUCUUUUAAUACUUGAAUAUAUAGCUCACUCAACUGGAAAUGGGAUUUUGAAUGUUUUACAUAUUCGUUGCUUAGAGUUAAGCAGGAGCUAUGCAGCUUGGUGUAAGAAAGGGAAUGUACUACGUAUGUAGUUCUUUGCUUAGGAAAACAUUUCCUCAGGUAUCAGAGGGUAUUAAUGUUUUUCUUUACAUAUUAGUUGCUGGUGAGUGAUUGUUAUAUUUCGGAUAUACUGUGCUCAAAAUUGUGCUGUACAACGGAACAGCAUAUUACUCCAGGUGCCAAUGGAGGGUAUUGCUCUUUUUUCUUUCCACCAAAUGAACAGAUGUACAGACUGUAACAUAAUCUCGUGCCUUUCAAAACUGUUUACACAACCUUGACCAAAUGCUCGCUUUAAACCUCAAGUGAAAAUCAACCAAUGUUACAGAGAUUUACCUGAGUGCAGAGGUAGUUUUUGACCAAGGACAGAGAGGGUAGAGAGAGGGAAAAUGCCAUUUCAGUCCUAGCCUGAAUCAGCAUUAAUUCACUCUCAUGCUCUUUGACUGUGUUUAGUAUAAGUAUAGUUACAUGUCAUGGAUUAUUCAUGAUACAUUUGAUGCAUUUUUACACAUUUCAGUGGCUGUUAUCAAAUAUAUAUAUGUGUGUUCAAUAAUUGUGGAUGGAAAUUGUCUAAACAUGGAAGCAACUAUAUAUUUAAUAACACAAUCAGUUUUUUUUAACUUUUUUUCCCAUAAACAUCAUUCACACUUUCUUAUGAUGCAUCUAUUAAAACUAGCAAUGCAAUAAUACAGAAUAUAAUUAUUAAAACACUAGAUGUUU
Messenger RNA from Seriola aureovittata, 2017 nucleotides. Its product is annotated as NAD-dependent protein deacylase sirtuin-5, mitochondrial-like. The transcript has 9 exons. The record is from RefSeq and is a predicted model, not a curated record. Lineage: Eukaryota; Metazoa; Chordata; Actinopteri; Carangiformes; Carangidae. Gene Ontology annotation, molecular function: protein-succinyllysine desuccinylase activity; NAD+ binding; protein-malonyllysine demalonylase activity. Bases 115 to 1038 code for a protein of 307 amino acids.